Molecule: messenger RNA, 1479 nt
Organism: Penicillium malachiteum
Lineage: Eukaryota; Fungi; Ascomycota; Eurotiomycetes; Eurotiales; Aspergillaceae
Product: serine/threonine protein kinase CDC7
Exons: 4
Coding region: 1-1479 (492 amino acids)
Biological process (GO): protein phosphorylation; mitotic DNA damage checkpoint signaling
Cellular component (GO): nucleus
Molecular function (GO): protein serine/threonine kinase activity; ATP binding
Source: RefSeq, a predicted model, not a curated record
AUGGCGGCUCUUCAAGGUGGUCCAGGUACAUAUCCAGCUCCACCAGUCUUCUCUCUCGAACACAACAACGGCUUUAGAUACGCGUCACAAGAUCCGUCAGAUGAAGCAUCAGAUAAUGAAGAGAAGGCUUUAAGUCAUGAAGCACCUGGAGGUGAUGGUGAUUACGAGGACGAAGAAGAGGACGAGGAAGAAGAGGUUGACGAACUCGUUCGAGAAGACAUGACCAAACUUGAAAACAGCUUCCCUGGUAUCUCAGAACGAUUUCGACUCGUCAAUCGAAUUGGAGAAGGCACUUUUUCAACAGUCUACAAGGCAGAGGACCUACUUUACGAUCACUACGAAAACGAUUGGGAUGUUUUUGGACAACGAGAACAAGAAUCAUGGACUAGUCCUCCCACCAAACGACGCCGAGUCGAGGGAGCGAAUGGGCGGAAAAAAGUUCGAUAUGUGGCAUUGAAGAAGAUCUAUGUCACCAGUAGUCCAAUCCGAAUCCAGAACGAGCUGGAGCUGCUACAUGAUCUGCGACACUGUCGAUCCGUGUGUCCUCUCAUCACAGCAUUUCGAUUCCAAGAUCAAGUUGUGGCCGUGCUUCCAUACUUCCCGCAUACCGAUUUUCGAAUUCAAUAUCGCACGUUCUUAGUGGCAGACAUGCGCCAUUACUUACGAUCUCUUUUGACUGCCCUGCUUUCAGUUCACGACCACGAUAUCCUCCACCGUGAUAUUAAACCAACUAAUUUCCUUUACAACCCCGAGCUCAAGGAAGGUGUUUUAGUAGACUUCGGUCUUGCAGAGCGCCAGGGAACUGAGUUUCAUGGUACAUGUCUUUGCACCCAUCAAUCAUAUGUUCGCCGAAGCCGAAUACUUUCCAGCUACUAUUCUAAGAACCCACCAUCAGGAGGAGUUUCCGCCGGAUACCCCAAAAGUGACUCACGGCCAUCAAGGCGUGCAAACAGAGCCGGUACACGAGGAUUCCGUGCUCCUGAAGUAUUGUUCAAGUGCACUUCUCAAACAACAAAAAUUGACAUGUGGUCUGUUGGUGUCAUUCUUUUGACCUUGCUUGGUCGUCGAUUCCCCUUCUUCAAUUCUGCAGAUGAUAUUGAUGCUAUGAUUGAGAUGUCUAGCAUCUUUGGUACGCGACGAAUGAAGACUGUUGCAGCGAUGCAUGGGCAGAUCUUCGAAUCUAAUCUUCCCACGGUUGGUGAAAAGGGCUACAGUUGGGAGAAGUUGGUGAAAUGGUCCAGCUGUGUGGAAGACUUGACGGAAAGUGAACAGCAAGCAACACGCCUACUUGGGGGCUUGAUGGAAUUGGAUCCAUCAAAGCGACUUAGUGCUGAAGAGGCUUUGCAGCAUGACUUUUUCACCAAUCCCGUGCAUCAUGAUGUGGAGUGGGGAGGUAACCCAGAGGAGAGCGGAGACUCGGCCGAGGAAGAUGAGGCGGCAGAAGAUGAAGCUGAUGAUGAUGAAGUUGCUAUGCUGUGA